GUAAAUAUACAUUCACCAAUCGAUUCCUACACCCCUCAUAGCCUCACACCAACUUACACCACGUCCACCACAAUCCUUCUCAUCAUCACAUCUCAAUACUCACAGUCAACUUGCUUAAAGUUCUUUCAGUCAGCUAACCUUUGAAGACAGUUGAAUAGUUUCAGCUCAACAUGGAUCGUAAUUUCAAUGUGGGAACCGAUUACACUGUUUUGGAUGUAGUAGGCGAAGGUGCUUACGGUGUAGUAUGCUCUGCGGUUCAUGAACCUUCGAAACAAAAGGUUGCGAUCAAGAAGAUCACACCCUUCGAUCACUCAAUGUUUUGUUUGAGAACGUUGAGAGAGAUUAAACUCUUAAGAUGGUUCUCACAUGAAAAUAUUAUAAGUAUUUUAGAUAUCGUGAAACCUCCAUCGAUUGAAGAGUUUUCAGAAGUUUAUUUGAUUCAAGAAUUAAUGGAAACUGAUAUGCAUCGAGUGAUUCGAACCCAAGAUCUUUCUGAUGAUCAUUCUCAGUACUUUAUUUAUCAAACCUUACGAGGUCUCAAGGCACUCCAUUCAGCUGCCGUACUACACCGGGACUUGAAGCCUUCGAAUUUACUCCUUAACUCAAACUGUGAUCUCAAGAUCUGUGAUUUUGGAUUGGCUAGAUCAGCUUUCAUGGGUGAACAGGAGGCUACCGGUUUCAUGACAGAAUAUGUAGCUACUCGUUGGUAUCGAGCUCCAGAGAUCAUGUUAACCUUCAAGGAAUACACCAAAGCUAUUGAUGUUUGGAGUGUGGGCUGUAUCUUGGCGGAAAUGUUGAAUGGCAAACCACUUUUCCCAGGACGUGAUUAUCAUCAUCAACUUACGUUGAUCUUGGAUGUCUUAGGAACACCCUCACUAGAUGAUUUCUAUGCGAUCAGCUCGCAUCGAUCGAGAGAUUAUAUCCGAGCUUUACCAUUUAAGAAAAAGAAACCAUUCUCUCAACUUUAUCCGAAUGCAUCGAAUCUAGCCGUCGAUCUUUUAGAGAAAUGUUUAACAUUUAAUCCCAAGAAACGAAUCACAUGUGAAGAAGCAUUAAAACAUCCUUAUCUAGCGGCUUAUCAUGAUCCAGAUGAUGAACCUGAUUCGCCUCCACUCGAUCCUUCUUUCUUUCAUUUUGAUAAUGGUAAAGAACAAUUAACUAGAGAACAAUUAAAACAAUUGAUCUUUAAUGAAGUGAUGAAUUAAACCUUUCGUCCGUCGAAAAAAAAAACUUCUUUUUCUCUUUGCUCUUUGAAUUUUUCUUUUUUUCUUUUUCGUCUUUCAUUUUUUUUCAUCAUGAUGACUUCUUACUGAGGUUUGUCUCAAAUAUCGUUUUUUUUGACUUGGUGAUAUUAAUCUAUCGAUUCUUUUCAAUUUGAUUGAUCGUUUCCAUUUUUCCAAUUUCUUUUAUACAUAUUCUCUCUCUCUCUGCGUGUCUUUCUGCCUUUCCCACUUUGUUAUCUUCUCAAUUGUGCUUUUAUUAUUUGAUAUACUUUUUUUUCAAUUUCACUUUCUUUCUUCCAUUAUUUGAAUACAAUGAGAAGUUUGAUGGUGUGUUUGUGUGCAGUGUGUCUGUCCGGAGAUAAGGUUUUGAUUGUAAAUAGAUUCAUCUUGUGUUAUUGGUUUUUUUCUAUGUUUGAGUGAUGAUGAUGCAUAUAUGUUGUUUUGAAGAAGUUGGUUUCUUUUGCUGAUUGUUGUUAUUGUUCUCUUCUUUUUUUGGUGAUGGUUGUUUUGAUGAUGAUGGUUGUUGUUGUUGUUGUUGUUUUACUGAUGAUGCUGAGAUUAUUGUUGGGAAAGAAGGAAGUUUUUAUGGAAUCUUUUGAUGUAAAUACUUCCGCCUUGGGU
This is a messenger RNA of Melampsora larici-populina 98AG31, 1844 nucleotides long. RefSeq lists its product as uncharacterized. Gene Ontology annotation, biological process: intracellular signal transduction; protein phosphorylation. The record is from RefSeq and is a predicted model, not a curated record. Gene Ontology annotation, cellular component: cytoplasm; nucleus. Gene Ontology annotation, molecular function: ATP binding; MAP kinase activity. Lineage: Eukaryota; Fungi; Basidiomycota; Pucciniomycetes; Pucciniales; Melampsoraceae. The transcript has 9 exons. Bases 171 to 1205 code for a protein of 344 amino acids.